Messenger RNA from Dictyostelium purpureum, 1197 nucleotides. RefSeq lists its product as uncharacterized. NCBI's taxonomy places the organism in Eukaryota, Evosea, Eumycetozoa, Dictyosteliales, Dictyosteliaceae. The coding region runs from base 1 to 1197 and encodes 398 amino acids. Gene Ontology annotation, biological process: chitin catabolic process; carbohydrate metabolic process. Gene Ontology annotation, molecular function: chitin binding; chitinase activity. The record is from RefSeq and is a predicted model, not a curated record. The transcript has a single exon. Gene Ontology annotation, cellular component: extracellular region.
AUGAAAAAAAAUUUUAUAAUUAUAAUCUUUUUAAUUUUAUUUUUUUUACACAUAAUUGCAGAUACUGUUGAUGAAGAAGACCCAUGCAAAGAUAUAGAUUUAAGAAAACCAAUUAAAAAAAAGAAGGGUAAAAUAUUCUAUGCCUAUGUAAGAACCCCCUAUUGUUCAAACUAUACAUAUUUUGCAACUGACCCAUCCUUCAAAUGGAGUAGUAUUGAUGUAAUUGCAACCUAUAAUGUUAACUACGACAAAAGAAUUUCAUGCUUAGCCCACAAACAUAAUGUAAGAGUAGAAUUUAUUUUUGAAGAAGGCCAUUUUUGCAGGGAACACACCAUCGAUAAUGAUUGUCCAUAUGACCAAGAUAAAAUCAAAAGCAGUUUACCAAAUAUAAUGAAAAAAUUACAAGAAAAUUAUGUAGAUGGUAUCAGUCUAGAUUUCGAAUAUAACCCCAAUGGAAACCUAUAUGGAUCAAAUGGAGGUUAUGCAUCUCUUUCCAAGAAAAUAAGGGAAUAUUUGGACUCUAUAAAUGAAAACUAUUCACUUUCAUCUGCUCUUGCCCUAAACCCAAAUGCAAAUUUAAGAAAUCAAAUGGUCGAUAUUGCAACUUACCAUGACUAUUUGGUUGUUAUGAGCUAUGAUUUAUAUGGAUAUACAAAAAUCGGAAAUAGUGUAACAAAAUCACCAGUGACAAAAUAUUCAAUUAGAGAAAAUAUAAGAGCGGCUUAUAUGGAUAGAUUAAUAAAUAAAACUCUUAUCAAUAAGGUGAUUGUCGCUCUACCACUAUAUGGUUAUGCCAAACGUUGUAAAAAAGAUAUAAUUGGAAUUUUCACAGAUAAUUGUAUUAUUGAUGACGAAGAAAGACCAAUGAACAUUGGGGUAAAUACAAUUCACCACUAUUUAAAUUCAGCAGACCACCUUUCAGCGGGGGUCUUUUGGAACGAAGAUUCUAAAACAGUGUAUUCCAAUUUUGCUCUAAAUGGAGAUGUAUAUCAAGUUGUUUAUGAUAACCCAUUCUCAACCUAUCUAAAACUUAAAGAUAUUGGAUUGGGUGGAUCAGGUGUUUGGGCAAUCGAUCACUUAAUAGGUUUACCACAACCCAUUGUCGAAGCUUGGUACACUACUUUCGAAAAAAUAAAUAUUGGGGAUCAAUAUAUAUUUUGGCCAGAACAAUUCAAAUCAACUCAUAAAAUGAAUUAA